Engraulis encrasicolus (European anchovy) is the source of this 6110-nucleotide messenger RNA. Its product is annotated as hemicentin-1. Bases 1 to 5703 code for a protein of 1900 amino acids. The transcript is spliced from 26 exons. Lineage: Eukaryota; Metazoa; Chordata; Actinopteri; Clupeiformes; Engraulidae. The record is from RefSeq and is a predicted model, not a curated record. Gene Ontology annotation, molecular function: protein binding.
AUGCGGCCCAGACAGGGCCCGGGUGCGGCCCAGACUGCUGAGCCUCCUUUCAUGCUUUCUGCUGCGAUUGCAAAGGCCCCGUUGCCGCUGAGUUCGUCUGAGCGCAUGAAGACGGCGCUGGGCUGGGUGGUGGGGCUGGGCCUGCUCAUCGCCGUCAUGUCCGCCAUCGUCAUAGGCAACCGGCAGCAGCAGAAGAUGGAGCAGCAGCAGCAGCACUCAGACGCAGGCAGCAACCUGAGCAGCAACAGUCCAUCGCCAGCUAAAAGGAAGGGAUCAAAAAAGAGAGGAAAUGAUGAUCACCAGAACUCGGGGAAGUACUUGGACGAGCUGACGAACACGGCGGACUACGUGAGCUACCGGCUGGCGUGCCACAAGGAGGACUACCUGGAGCAGCACUCGCCCCCCAUUCACCCACCGCUCUCCUUCCUGCCCCAGAACCCCACCCCCCAGCACCUGGGCCUGGGAGACAGCGCCGCCUCCACCGCAGCAGCCACCGCCGCCGCCUUCAAGUUCCCCGCCCCCGUACCCGGCCCCGGCAACGGCCCCGGGACCAGCACCGGCACCGGCACCCUCCAACGCCCGGGCCACGGCCACGGCCACGGCCACGGCCACAGCAACCUGCACGGCUCCACCAGCAUGCCUGCCUACACCUUCCCAAAGGAGCACCUCUACCUCUUACUGCCUGCCUCAGGUCUGGAGAUCCUGGACCCGGGGGAGGUGGUGUACAUUGAGAACAGGAUGAACGGCGUGGUGACAAAAGGCGUCAUCCUGGAGUGCGGCUCCGUGCUGCCCGACGUCUACAUCUGGGGCUACACCCAGCCAGGGACCCCCACCAUCCGCGCGGUGGCCUACAACUUCGGCAAAGGGCCCAAGCUGCAGAAACUGGCCAAAACCCUGGGGGACCUGAGCAUCAUCAGGAACAGUGCCUCCAUAUCUAUUGCCAAGCUGCCCCUUGCUGCAGAGGGACUUUACACAUGUCAGGCUCUCUACGACACGCCGCAGGGCGCCAAACUCAUCUACUACUAUAUACACCUGCGUGUCUUAGUGCCAGUGACAAGGCCGUACAUUGUCCUGAGUGACUCCUCUCCCAAGGAGAACCAUCAGAUGUGGAUGCGCUGCGGCCUUGAGAAUGGCACGGGGCCCGUCACCUACAUGUGGGAGCAUACGUCCCCGCUGUACAACACCACGGGCAUCAUGGCACAGGGCACCAACAGCCUGGUCAACAUCACCAAGGUGAACCGCAACUUCACGGGCUGGUACCGCUGCCUGGCGCGCAACCAGGUGAACCAGGCCAGCAGCGACCGCACCUGGCUCGAUAUCAUCUUUGGACCAGACGUGCCUAAUAUUGAAAUCACACCGUACUCUGUGACGGAGCGAGGCUACUCCGCACUGGAGAAGGAGACGGUCACCCUUAUGUGUCAGGCCUCCUCCAAUCCUGCCAGUGAGUACGUCUGGUUCUACAACAACUCCCAGGUGUACAUGGGCCCGACGUACACCAUCACCAGGAUACUGCGGAUGCACACAGGCCACUAUGCUUGCCUAGCUCAAAACACGUACCUCAACACCCGCUCCAGGAAAAGCAUCACUCUGACCGUCUACUAUGCACCCGAGGGAGGUCCGUCGUGUACAAUUCGUCCGACCAACAACUACACCGCCCUGAGUCUGACGUGUCUGUGGGAGGGGGGACUACCCCAUGCUUCCCUACACUGGAGUUCAUCCAUUCCCGGGGUGGUUCGAAAAAGUCCCAGAAAUGCCACCCUCGUCCAGACAGGCCCUGGCACCGGAAACAACACCGUGUUCAUGUGUUACGCCUCCCACGUGGCCCUGAACGCGUCCAGAAGCUGCCUCACCCGGACAUGGCAUCCACCCGGAGAGCCCCAAUGUUAUGCCUACGCCACACGCAACAACGAGUACCUGAUGUUCUCCUGCUCCUGGGAGGGAGGCAAUCCCAGAGCCCUGCUGUGGUGGUCCUCCAACACGGGAGAGACCCACGGCAAGUCCGAGGAGAACUCCAACAUCCUGAUACUGCGCUCCAGCUACACCUACAGCGGCAAGUCGUUUGUGUGUCAAGCUCAGCAUCCGCUGUUUGCAGAGAGGAAGCAGUGCACUAUAAAGCUGGUGCCAGUGGAGGGCCCGUCCGUCGUCCUGCGUGACUCCUCCCCGGUGGCGGAGGGCUCCUCCCUGCUGAUGGACUGCGCCCUUAAGAAUGGCAGCGAGCCUAUCACCUACAUCUGGGAGCAGGAGGACAGGGGCGGUGCCGUCAGCAUCCUGGCAGAGGGCAACAGCAGCCGGCUGCACGUGUCUUACGUUACCCGCAACCACACGGGCUGGUACCGCUGCCUGGCCAGCAACGAAGUCAACCAGGUGCUCAGCGAACGCUUCUGGCUGGAUGUCUUCUUUGGACCAGAUCCGCCUCAGAUCGACAUAAGGCCCCACUCUGUCACAGACAAAGGCUUCUUUGCCUUGGAGAAGGCAACAGUCUGGCUGAUGUGCCAGGCCUCCUCCAACCCCUUGAGCGAGUACGUGUGGUUCUACAAUAACUCCCUGGUCGACACAGGACCCAUACUCACCAUCGCGUACAUCUCGCGGAGACAGGCUGGUCUCUACACUUGCCUCUCCGAGAACAAGUACAUCAACACCAGCUCUGAGAGUACCGCCACGCUCUCUGUGUACUAUCCGCCUGAUGACUAUCCGCGCUGUACCAUCUACCCCACCAACAACUACACUGACCUGAGUCUCUGGUGCUCAUGGGGAGGAGGACUCCCCCAUGCCUCUCUGCACUGGACACCGUUCCCCACUGGGGUGAUCAUGAGCCAGGGCUAUGCCAACGCCACCCUCGUCCACAGGGGCCCUGGCACUGUAAACAACACAGUCUUCAUGUGUCACGGCUCCCACGCGGCCCUGAAUGUGUCAAGAAGCUGCAGCGCCAGGACGUGGUAUCCUUCAGGAGAGCCACAGUGCUACGCCAAUGCCACUCUGGACAGUGAGUCCCUGCUGCUGUCCUGCUCCUGGGAAGGGGGCUUACCCAGCGCUCUGCUGUGGUGGACAUCAGACUCUGGAGACACCCUGAAAGAGGAGGAGAGCACCAAUAACCUCAUGCUGCCCUCCAACAUCACACACCACAUCAGGAGCUUCACCUGUCACGCCCAGCACCCGCUACUCGCAGAGAGGAGAGAGUGUGUGCUGCAGCUGGAGCCACCUGAUGGGUCUCCAUCAUGCACCAUUCUCCCCACCAACAACUACACUGACCUGACCCUGUGGUGCUCAUGGGAAGGGGGAUACCCCCACGCCUCCCUGCACUGGAGCCCGUUCCCAGCAGAAGAGGACGGCAAGGGCUACUCCAACGCCAUCCAUAUCCAGAGAGGGCCUGAAACAGCAAACAACUCAGUGUUUGUGUGUCAUGGAUCCCAUGUCACCCUGGAAACAAGCAAGAGCUGCACCACCAGAGCAUGGUCUCCUCCAGGGGAGCUCCUGUGCUCCGCAAACGCCAGUCUCACCCAUGAGCACCUGGUGUUGUCCUGCUCCUGGGGGGGCGGCUUUCCUAGAGCACUGCUGUGGUGGACAUCAGACUCCGGAGAUGAAGAAGACACAGCAGCGGUGGGGGAGUAUGAGGAGAGCUCCAACACGCUGCUGUUGUCUGCCAGCGCCGGCUACGGUGGCCGGGCCUUUGUGUGUCAGGCUCAACACCCACUGUCUGCCGAGCGGAAAAAGUGUGCUGCCGUGCCGGUGGCAAGGCCUUCCCUGGUGUUCAGCGACAGCUCUCCGGCCGAGGGAUCGUCGGUGUGGCUACGCUGUGACCUGGGAAAGGGCACUGAACCCAUCAGGUACCUGUGGGAGCAGGAGCACAGCAAUGGCACGACCAGUGUCCUGGCACGGUCCUACAGUAACCUGGUGAAUGUCACCUUGGUCACGCGUCACCACGCCGGGUGGCACAAGUGCACGGCCAGUAAUGAGGUCAACCGAGAACAAAGUCAACGUGUAGCACUGAAUGUCAUCUACGGUCCAGACGUGCCUGGCAUCGGGGUCAGCCCGCGUUCGGUGGCGGAACGAGGCUACUCAGCCCUGGAGAGGCAGACGGUGUCCCUGCAGUGCCAGGCGUCCUCCAACCCCCCCAGCCGGUACGUCUGGUUCUACAACAACUCCCAGGUGCACAUGGGACAAACGCUGACCAUCGCCAAGAUCCCCCGGAGCCGCACGGGCCGCUACACCUGCCUGGCGCAGAACACGCGGCUCGACACGCGCUCCAAGAACAGCGUCACCCUCACUGUUUACUAUCCACCCGAUGGAGCUCCCUCAUGUGACAUCCUGCCCAUCAACAACUACACUGACCUGGCCCUCCUCUGCUCAUGGGAGGGGGGAUAUCCCCAGGCUGUCCUGCGCUGGACCCCACCGCUGCUAGUAGGUGUCGGCGGAGAGGGUAGCGGCAACGUCAGCUACAUCCAGACAGGCCGCCGCACAGCAAAUAACUCCGUGUUCGUGUGUCAAGGCUCCCAUGUUGCCCUCAAUGCAUCAAGAAGCUGCAAAACCAAGACAUGGCACCCCCCUGCAGAACCCCAAUGUUACGCCUACGCCACUCGCAACAACGAGUACCUGAUGCUCUCGUGUACAUGGGAAGGUGGCUUCCCCAGAGCCCUGCUGUGGUGGUCGUCUGGCAGUGGGGUGACACACGGCAAAUCAGAGGAGAACGCUAACAUCUUAGUGCUGCGCUCUAGCGCCACCUACAGUGGCAAAUCCUUCUUGUGUCACGCUCAGCAUCCACUGAUAGCAGAAAGGAAGACGUGUGUUCUCAAACUCGAGGCUCCAGUGCUCCAGACCCAGCGCAGCUACGUGUCCGUGUACGAGGGCAGUGACGUGCAGCUCACCUGCAUCCUGACGGCCAACUACCCCGCCACCGAGAUCACCUGGUACAACAACCUGAAGCAGCACGUCAUCGAGUCCCCCGCCAAGUACGUCCUGCAGCAGGCUGCAGCCUGGUCCAACCUGACGGUCAAAGAGACGGACAACGUGAGGGACAGCGGCCAGUACUGGUGCUCAGCCACCAACGCCGUCGGGGGAACCGAGAUCCCCAUCCUGUUGCUGGUGAAGAGAUACCCGAUGCCCCCCAACGUGACCAUCAACAAGCUCGUCUACACUAGCACUCAGCGUACAGAGAUUGACAUGGAGUGGUUCACCAAGACAGAGGGGGACACAACAGGCUUCAUCAUCGAGCGCCGUGGGCUGGCACAGCCAGGGGGGAAGAGAGAUGUAGACACCUCAGAGUCCCUCUGGCUAAAGGUGGCCGUCAACCUGGACCCAAGCACCGUGAGCUACAAGAUGAGCGGCUUCGAUCCGCUGGGCACCUACGCUGUGCGGAUCAUGGCUGUCAAUCAUCGCACCAUAGGGCAUCCCUCUGAGGAGAAGACCCCGACUAACCCACCCUUCAAUGACUAUCCGGCGGUGAUUGGGGCAGCCAUUGGAGGCAUGAUUGUGGCAGGAUCCCUAAUGUUCAUUCUCUUCAUAUACAUUCUAAGGAAUCGAAACAACAACCCACGCCUGCACGAGUUGAUCUUUGGCAAUAGGAACAGCAUAUCCAGAGAAAGCAUUAGUACUCCUGAAGAUGAAUAUGUUGGUGGGGUACAAGACGUGGACACCGAACCCAGUCAAGGACCAGAAAUGGAAGCAGCCUCAGGAGCUUCACAGCAAGGCCCUGUGACCGUAUCAUGACAUUUAUGAUGUUUAUUAUGAUGUUACGUAUGAGGGAGUUUUUGUUAAGUUUUGUAUGCAACUGACAGCCAAGGGAUCAACCUUCAUCAUUCACUGUAAAUACCCAGUGUGAUUUCAAAAAAAAAAGAAGUAAUUCCAUUGUUACACUCCUAGGCCGCUAGUAGCAUUCUACACUUCUGAGAGCAGGGCAUUGUACUUUGAUAAUAUUCAUUCAAUUUUGGAGAAUUGAUACCUUAACUGGUCAGGGUUUUUUUAAGCAAAUGUUUUGUUUACAUAUUUGUAUACUGCGUAAAUUAAAAAAAUAUAUACCGGUAAUAACAUUUUGAUAUGGGAAUGUUGGGUACUGAUCAAUUGUGGUCCAGUUUCUACACCAGCAAUCUUUAGUCCUUCUGGUAUUGUUGUUGGAA